ACAGGGAAUGCCAGGUGUAAAAGGAGAGAUAGGACUACCUGGAUUACAAGGUCCGUCAGGCGACAAAGGUGUUCAAGGAGAGCCUGGAAAAGAUGGCGAACCUGGACCUCGAGGAAACCAAGGACCAAAGGGACCACCCGGGCCAGUUGGAUUGAAAGGCGAUAGGGGCGAGCCUGGACCAAUCGGCCCUACUGGACGAGAUGGUCUACCAGGGCAACGUGGUUUGCCGGGUCCUCCUGGUCCUGUUGGAGUUCCAGGAGAAGAUGGCGACAAAGGAGAUAUCGGACCACCUGGUGAAAAAGGAUUCAAAGGAUCUCAAGGAGGAACUGGUCCUCCAGGACCGCCUGGCACACAAGGACUUCGAGGUGAACCUGGCGCUAUCGGUUUACCAGGUGAAAAGGGACCACCUGGAGAAAUUGGAAGGCAGGGGCCAAAAGGUGAAGAUGGUCCCGUUGGUGCGUCAGGUCCUCCCGGUCCCGUAGGGCCGCAAGGAUUGCCUGGUCCACCAGGAUUGAAAGGAGAAAUGGGAGAUACCGGUAUGACUGGUCCUGUAGGACCGGUAGGAAAUCCAGGUGGACAAGGUCCGAGAGGCCCUAAAGGAUCUGAAGGCUUACAAGGGCCUCCAGGUCUAGAAGGUCGUCAAGGACAGAAAGGAGAACCAGGAGCGCCAGGACUUCCAGGUCUAAUAGGUUCAGAAGGGAAACCAAAACGUGCGGCAACGAACGAGUUUCAUUAUUACGUAGCGAAAUUGUGUUCACCGCAGGGUGAAAGGGGCCCUCCAGGUCCAAAAGGAGAGGAAGGAAAAAGUGGUCCUCCAGGACCACCUGGUAGUCGUGGUAUAAAUGGCCCAGAAGGACCGAAAGGCAAUGCAGGAUCACCUGGUUUUCCUGGACCUCCGGGAGAGCCGGGACCAAUCGGUGCAAAAGGAGAACCUGGUAGGGAUGGUGAAGAUGGUAAACCGGGAGAUACUGGACUACCAGGAGAGGUUGGUCCUCCGGGGAAAGAGGGAUUAGCUGGUCCUCCUGGAAAACAAGGAUCCGAGGGACCGGCGGGUGUGCAAGGAAGUCCAGGUUUGCCGGGUGAAAAAGGAGACGUGGGUCCGUCUGGAGCACAGGGACCUCCAGGUUCCACAGGGCCUCAGGGUUUUCCAGGACCGUCUGGUUUGUCAGGUGUAAGAGGACUGCCAGGACUUGCUGGAGAAAACGGUCCACCAGGAAUGCCAGGUGCUGUCGGUGUUCCAGGAAAGGUUGGACCGAUUGGUCCGAAAGGUCCAAAGGGUGACAGAGGUAAACGAGGACCUAAAGGACAUCGAGGUGAAUUGGGACAGGUUGGAGUGAAAGGUGAACAGGGCGAGAAAGGAGAACAAGGGCCACGAGGUGCUCCAGGAUCCGAGGGACCCAAGGGCAACCAAGGACCAGCAGGUUUAACGGGAUUUAAGGGAAACGAUGGAUCUGCAGGGCUUCCUGGAAUGGAAGGACCGCCAGGGCCUAAAGGAAAUGCCGGGAAUGACGGACCAAAAGGCGAAACUGGUCCUCCGGGACCUCCAGGUCCUCCCGGACCACCUGCAGAACAGCCCAUGAUCCCCCCGGAAUUGUUAUUCACGAGAGAACAAACUUUGCGAAGGAAACGCGACAUUUCGACGAACACAAACGAGGAAAUGAAUUCAGAAACACUGAACAAAGACGAUCACAUCGAAGAGGAAUUUGGCCCCAAGUUCUUGGACAUGUACAGUUCUAUAUACGCUAUGAGACAAGAAUUGGAUCGAAUACGAAAACCAAUCGGGAGCAAGGAGAAUCCUGCACGAACUUGUAAAGAUCUAUUUUACGGCCAUCCUCAUUUCCACGAUGGUUGGUACUGGAUCGAUCCAAAUUUAGGAAUGGCUGACGACUCCGUGUACGUGUACUGCAAUAUGACGAAUAUGGGUGAAACCUGCGUCUAUCCUGACAUUCACACGAGUCAAAUGCCGAAUAUACCGUGGAGGAAGGAGAACAAUAAAACUGAUUGGUAUUCGAAUUUGCGCGGAGGAUUCAAGGUAGGUUUAAGUUAGGUUAGGAUUUUGGUUAGGAUUUAAGUUAGGUUUAGGUUGGGUUUAAGUUAGGUUAGGAUUUAAGUUAGGUGGGUUUAGGUUAGGUUAGGAUUUAAGUUAGGAUUUAAAUUAGAUUUAGGUUAGGUUUAAGUUAGGUUAGGAUUUUAGUUAGGUUUAGGUUGGGUUUAAGUUAGGUUAGGAUUUAAGUUAGGAUUAAAUUAGGUUUAGGUUAGGUUUAAAUUAGGUUUAAGUUAG
Molecule: messenger RNA, 2281 nt
Organism: Heterotrigona itama
Lineage: Eukaryota; Metazoa; Arthropoda; Insecta; Hymenoptera; Apidae
Source: the annotation of a GenBank genome assembly